AAAGCGUGACGCAUAAAAAUACAACAAGGAAGUGGACGAUCACUGACAACGGUAAAAUAAUAUUCCUGAAGGAGAUACUCAAUAGCUUAACGGUGUCUAAACACUGAAUAAGUACCGGGAGGGUAUAGUCGUGUGGGACUUACCCGAAAGCCCGUUUCUAUCUGUGUGAAUAAACGUGGAGCUCGAGCCUAGAAAUGAACACGGACGUUGAAUUUCACAUCAGGCAGAAUUACCCGUGGAACAAGCUGCCCGCUAAUGUCAAACAGAGUCUUGGAAACUCGCAGCGCGAGUAUGACAAGCAAGUUCUUCUCUACAGUAUCCGAAACCAGCUACGCUUCCGCAAUAACCUAGUCAGGCAUGUGAAGAAAGAUGAACGCAAGUAUUACGAAGAGCUGUUGAAGUACAGCCGAGAGCAUCUGAUGCUGUACCCCUACCACCUGUCUGACAUCAUGGUCAAGGGUCUGCGGGUCACCCCUUUCUCCUACUACAUCAGCAUUAUGGAGGACAUCAUGAACUGCGAGAAGAGUUAUGAUUCCCUGCCCAACUUUACUGCUGCUGACUGUCUGAGGCUACUCGGGAUUGGCAGAAACCAGUAUAUUGACCUGAUGAACCAGUGCAGGUCUUCCAAAAAAUUCUUCCGGAGGAAAUCAGCCCGGGAUCUUCUGCCAUCAAAACCUGUGGAGAUCACAGUGGAGCCGUGGUGGGUGGUGCAGACUGGAUACAUCACCGAGGAUGACAUCAGGAUCUGCUCUGUGGCAGAGAAGACGGCCAUUGAUAAGAUGAUAGAUUCUGGACCCCAGCUGGCUGGAUCAAUGGAGUACAAUGUGGUUCUGAGUUUGUACAAUCGGGGCUAUAUAUAUCUUGAUGUGCCCAUAUCAGAUGACAGCUGUAUAUCAGUGCCGCCACUCGAGGGGUUUGUCAUGAACAGAGUCCAGGGAGAUUAUUUCGAAACGCUUCUCUACAAAAUCUUCGUUUCCAUUGAUGAGCAGACUAAUGUGUCUGAGCUGGCUAAUGUACUGGAAAUUGACUUGGGCCUGGUGAAGAAUGCAGUUUCCAUGUAUUGCCGCCUGGGGUUCGCUAUUAAAAAGGGUCUGGUGAUCAGCCCAGAUCAACUGCACCUCUCGUGGAAGAGUGCCCCUUCGGUCAAUAGACUCAAGAGCACUAUGGAUCCCCAGAAGAUGCUGCUAUCAUGGGAGGGUGGCAGUCCAGUGAUGGAGGCAGGUUCCUCAGCCACUGAUACGGAUACCACCAGCCUGGAGGACCAGGACACAGCAAGUGUGAGCAGUCUAAGUAUUCCGGCGGCCCCCACUAAAAGGAUCGCCUUCUUGUUUGACUCCACCCUCACCGCCUUCCUUAUGAUGGGCAAUCUCUCCCCUAACUUGAAGAGCCAUGCAGUCACGAUGUUUGAGGUGGGGAAGUUGUCUGAUGAGACCCUGGACAGUUUUCUCAUGGAGCUGGAGAAGGUGGAGAGCACCGCUGAAGGAGAAGCUCAGAGAUAUUUUGACCAUGCGCUGACCCUCAGGAACACAAUACUUUUUCUGCGCUACAACAAAGAUCUCACCCCCAACCAGGGCCCUGAUGUACCAAAUAUAGGCCUGCCUCUGGACCUCCUCCGCUGUGAAAGCCUGCUGGGAUUGGACCCUGCCACCUGCAGCCGUGUGCUGAACAAGAACUACAAACUGCUCGUUUCCAUGGCACCACUCAGCAACGAGAUCCGACCAAUCAGCAGCUGCACGCCUCAGCACAUUGGCCCAGCCAUUCCUGAGGUUAGCUCCAUCUGGUUCAAACUGUACCUGUAUCAUGUCUCUGGUCAAGGCCCUCCUUCACUGCUGCUGUCCAAGGGUUCCAGGCUUCGGAAGCUGCCAGAGAUCUUUCAGGCCUAUGACCGGCUGCUUAUUACAUCAUGGGGUCAUGACCCAGGGGUCGUCUCCACAUCCAAUGUGCUAACAAUGCUGAAUGAUGCCCUUACCCACUCUGCUGUACUUAUUCAGGGUCAUGGAAUGCAUGGACAUGGUCAGACCGUCCAUGUCCCCUUCCCAUUUGACGAGGAAGACUUUAAAGCAGAGUUCUCUUAUUCCAAUAUGUGUGCGCACAAAGCCCUUAAAAUCCUGCGGGACAAAGUGGAUCUGGCGCACCAGUGUGGCUACAUCACCAUGCUCAACCACAACAACAGACAUCGCAGACGACCCAGUGACGCCGAUGGAGAUCCUGAGCUUAGUGGAGUGCUUGAUGCCAAUGGAAGCAAUGAAUCUUUCGAGCUGGUUACAGAGGAGAAUAAUGGAGAUAGCAGUAAGAAACAGGAAACAGAAGGGUCGUUUAGUGAGGAUGAGUGGGUUCCUCUGGAACUGUGCUUUGGAAUGCCUCUCUUCAGCUCUGAGCUUAACCAUAAAGUGUGUCAGAGGAUCGUCUCCCACAAACUCUGCAGCACAGACAGUCUUCAAGAGUUACUACAUUCCAGUCGCAAACUGGCAUUAAAAGUUCUCAGUUUUGUUCAAUCAUUCCAGGAUGGCAAACAGCCUGCAGACCCUGACAGCGGGGUUUCGGGUCCCCUGAGCCAGCCCCCAGCAGAGUCUGGUGUACCCCUCCCCGCAGUCAACCUGCUCUUCAAGGACGGCAAGCUGAAGGAAUGGAUUGGGCGAGCGCCACCCUCCCUACACAUCUCUGCCCCACAAAAAGAUCAACCCACAUAAAACAUCACCCUCAAAAUCACUGCAUUCAGCCCUACACCAUAUUCUGCUCACUUCUGAUUGCAUAUGUCUUGAGUUACCAUGUUAUUUCUGUGUCUCUGAAACACACAACCAUCAAGUGGAUGCGAGCAUCCAGAUAUCAAUAAUCCAGAGUAGCACUGAUAGUCCUAGUUCACUGAGAUGGGUUCAAUCACUUGUCCUAACUUCCAACACUUUUAUUCAUCAGAUAUCACUUCACUCAAAGUACAAAAUGGUUCAUUAUAAAUAGAAAAAAUUAUUUGCAAAAAGGUAUCCUAUUGUGACCUUUUAAUGUGUAUAUAGACUUUGCUUGGGAAAACAUCCAAGGACCAAUCCUAUGGUUGGAUGAAGUCACCCAGGUUUUCUGUAUAUGAACCCCCGCCUACUUGUAUUGUCAUGUUUUGUGACCUGAUGCAUGAUAUAAUUGCACAGAAUCUCCAAAAACUACUUGACUGAAUCAGCAGGGUUUGAAAACAUGAAGUUGAGGUUUACUUUUGCACAAAGCUUGUGGAUUUUUUAGAUUUCUUUUGGAAUUUCAAUAAGUAUAAUCAGCCCAUGUCCACACUAAUACAUUUUCGGUUGAAAACGCAUGGAUUUUGCUAUGUUUACACAUUUAUACUUUCGAAAGCGCUCUCAAGUACUGCAUACUUUGGAAAACUAUGACGUUAGGAAACCGAAAACAUUUUCGUAUGGACGUAGCCUCAGUUAUUGGGUCGUAUUCCAGCUGGAAAACAUGUCCAUCUCAUUUCUGCUGAGCAGAGGAGCGUUUCUGCUUCACUGAGACCAAAGACCAACUUUUUUGGUUCUUUUUUAUGUUGAUCUUUUAUCAUUAUUUAACUUUUUUGCUGCCUUAUUUGCUAUGUGCCCAGUAGACUGCCGAUCACUAAAAGCAUUUCAUACACUAGUGUGGCGCUCAUUUUCUUGGCCAGUUUAAAGAGUUCCCGCUUGGACUAACCGUAGUUAUACACAGAUUUUACAAUAAAAGUAUCUUCUGCUUUAGUCCAGAGGGAACGACAGCAUGGACACAGCCACACAGAAACCUGCAAGUAGUGACAACAAGGUUAUCCAUCAGUACCAUCAGUUCCUAGAUGUGUUGAAUAUCAGUAUAAAUGUAUAGUUUAUUGUGAGAAUUUGCAGUACUGCUGCAUUAUACAGUUAUCCCUCAGUGGCCUGACCUUUUUUUUCUUGCCUUUACUGAGGUUGCUGACAGUGUUUCCCCAAUCAAACAUUAUAGUGGUGUUCAGCGAUGAUGAUGAACACAUUUUAGAGAUCUUGGUGCUGCAUGAUGAGUGUGUACAGUUGUGUGUAUUGUGCGCCAUUCUCUCCUCAUCUGUUCUUUUCCACUCCGUUGAAUCCUUCCUGCAUCUGUACUAUCCAUAAAACACCAGCCCCCGUGCCAGCCCCUGUCACAGUGUUAGGAAAGAAUAAGUGACAGUUUUAUAAAGUCACCCUGCAUUUUAGGAACUCUCUGUUGUAGUGUACUUGAUGGGACUGUGAAAAUGCUCUUGUAAUUAAAUUUGUACAAAAGUUACAUUUCCCCUCUUUCGCCAUCACAUUCACCAAAAUAUAUGUUAUAACAAAUGAAUAUGUAAAAAUUAUAUGAAAGGACUAAUAAAUAUGUUACAUAAACACCCAUUUAAAA
Molecule: messenger RNA, 4347 nt
Organism: Myxocyprinus asiaticus (Chinese sucker)
Lineage: Eukaryota; Metazoa; Chordata; Actinopteri; Cypriniformes; Catostomidae
Product: protein FAM91A1-like
Exons: 24
Coding region: 195-2690 (831 amino acids)
Biological process (GO): intracellular protein transport
Cellular component (GO): trans-Golgi network; cytoplasmic vesicle
Source: RefSeq, a predicted model, not a curated record